Messenger RNA from Apaloderma vittatum (bar-tailed trogon), 825 nucleotides. RefSeq names its product growth arrest-specific 8 (gene GAS8). The record is from RefSeq and is a predicted model, not a curated record. Gene Ontology annotation, cellular component: Golgi apparatus; microtubule; motile cilium. Gene Ontology annotation, biological process: flagellated sperm motility. Gene Ontology annotation, molecular function: small GTPase binding; microtubule binding. Lineage: Eukaryota; Metazoa; Chordata; Aves; Trogoniformes; Trogonidae.
CUGGAGAAGCAUGUUGCACGUCUCCGAGAGGAGCUGGACCGGGAGCGGGAAGAGCGCAACUAUUUCCAGCUCGAACGUGACAAAGUUCACACCUUCUGGGAGAUCACCCUCCAGAAGCUGGAGGAAAAGAAAGCGGAGCUGCGCAACAAGGACCGGGAGAUGCAGGAGGUGAAGGAGCACCAUGAAAUGGAGAUCAAGGUUUAUAAGCAGAAGGUGAAGCACUUGUUGUACGAACACCAGGAAAACCUCACCGAGCUGAAGGCGGAGGGCACCAUCUCCAUGAAGCGGGCCCAGAACAACCACUGGGCCCAGGAGAUGGAGCUGCGGAAAGACAUGCGCUCCUUGAAAGUGGAGCUGAAGGAGCAGGAGCUGGCCAACGAGGUGGUGGUGAAAAACAUGUGCCUGAAACAAGAGGAGGAGAUCACCCGGCUGCACAAUGACUUCGAGAGACAAGUGAAAGAGAUCGAGGCCAAGUACACCAAGAAGAUGCAAGCGCUACGGGAUGAGCUCGACCUGCGGCGGAAGACUGAGAUCCACGAGGUGGAGGAGAGGAAGAACAACCAUAUCAACGAGCUGAUGAAGAACCAUGAGAAGGCCUUCAGUGACAUAAAGAGCUACUACAACGACAUCACCCUCAAAAACCUGGCACUCAUCAAUUUGCUGAAGGACCAGAUAGAGGAGAUGAAGAACAGGGAGAAUCACUUGGAAAAGGAGAAGGCGGACGUGCAGCUCCAGAACAAGCAGCUGAAGGAGCCCCUGCAGCAGGCCCAGGAGCUGUUGCAGAAGAAGCUGGUCCACUACGACAAGGACAAGUUGGCCCUGGCG